UCAAUUCAUGGUAAACUUCAACAACUGAACAGGGCUUUUCAGCUCAGGUUUCUCCUGAGCACUAUUGAUUAUUAGCUCUGACUCCUGGGCUGCACAGUGUUUGUUUACCAAUUAGACUGUCACACUUCCUGUCACUCACUAAAUGUGCUCUACGCGGGGAGCUCACUGCACCUCUGUGCAGAAUGUUCCAUCCUGAAAAAUACAAUUAUGAUAAAUAAACUCCAGUCAAGCCAAUUUCAUGCAUUCAAAACAGACACUACCUUGAGGCACUUUAGCAGAACCAUGCUACUAACACUUCUAGGACAACCAACUGAACUCCACUUUGGAGAUGGAGCCAAGACUCACACCAUCCCAAAAAAUCUUGGCUGUUGAUUAUUUUUCUUUAAGUAGUACCUCUUGUUGAUGAUAUUUGCAUUGCUUUCAUAGGCGAUUGCAAAAGAAAAAGCAUUUCUACCAUUAAAUGUAUUUUACCAAACCCAGCUGUGACCUCUCUUGGUAAGCCUACUCCUCGUCUCUUUGGUGAAAGUGCCAUUAAUAAUGUAGCAGAGUGUAAUGUAACCCAGAGAUACAUAGGACAUAAGAACGAGAUGGCGUCUUUGAGCGUGGAAGAAGCUGUGAGUAUUAAUAUAUAUAUAUACAUAUAUUUUUUCUUUUACAAUAUGACUGAUUUUUCUCUGAACGUGUUUAUUUCUACAGGUGUUAAAGAGUGAUGGUGAAGCAGUGAAAGUGGGCAUUGUACUAAAUACAAUCCCAGGAGGUAAUGAGAGUGUGUUCAUUCAUGAAGAUGGACAACAUGUGGACUACAUAUCAAAAGAUGAGAAACUGCAGUCCUUCUCAUUCCACCAAGCUGUGACUAUAGACAACAUGCAGGUAACCACACCUCUUUUUUGAAUUUGAGCCCCAUUACACCACAGCAGCGCUUGAAGUGAGCAUGUGACAUGAACAGAGGUGCCAGCAGAAGCUUCUGCAGCCUCUUGCUGAGUCCGUAUGCGGAGGCCACAGUGGGUCGCUGCUCCUGUGUGGAGCCUCCACGGAGAACAUCUGCACUCUCAUUGACCAUGACGUCAUUAAGCAGGUGUUGACAAAUGUGCUGAGUCAUGUGAUGUCAAAAGUGAAGAAGGAGCUGUUCAUCUCCGUGUCCUUUCUGCAGUUUAACCCAGACGGGGCUGGUGUGGACCUCCUGAGCCCUGACACCAACACGCUGGGUCUUGUCCGUCAUCCAGUCCUGGGAGGGUGAACACCGCUGAUCAAAAGCCGCUUGUGUGUAUUUCUCUCUAUACUUUGCAACAAUCCCUUUGUUUUUCAGUGUUGUCAGAGAUUUAAGCGAGGUGUGCGUGGAUUCCGCGGAGGAGGCCUACACGGUGUACAAGACAUGCAGGGAAGCACAGGAGUCCAAUGAAGCGUUACGCUGCCGUUCAAUACUCUUCACAAUGACGGUGGAGUGGAAAGUCCACGCAGGUGAGGUGGACUUGCAGUUAUGCCGCAGCAGGCUGCAGCUGUUCAACCUGGUGGGAGGAGCCUGCAGGACUGACCCCACAGGGGUCAACCCACUGUUGGCGGCCGUGGAUCAAACCCCAGGCCAAGUCAUGCCAACACACCCGCUCUUGCCUUGCCUGCUACGUGACGCACUAACAGGAAGUAGCAGGACCACUCUCAUCUACUUCCUCCAACCCCAAGGCGACAUGGACGGCGAGACUCUGUCUGCUUUGUCUUUGGCUGAAAAAGUCCAGCGUCUGUCAACGAAGGCCGCGGCGUGCUGCUGGCGUCCUGGGGAAACGGAGCGAGAGCUCCGAGGCUGCGUUACGACGCUGAGACGCGUGAUGAUGGCGAAGGCAGGAAGUGAGGCGUGUGAUGAUACACUCAGGCUGGCUGAGCUCGUACAAAACCUGCAGAUUGUCAAAGACCAGGCGUGGGAGAGGAGGAGGAAAGAAUCAGAGGGCAUUCAAUUUAAGUGUGCGGCCCUCAGUGGAAAAAGUUUGGACACCCCUAGCUUACAGGAAGAGCUGAGGCAGGAAAUGGAAGCUCACAUCAAAGAAGACAGAGAGAGUGUAGAAAAAGUCCAGGAGCGAAUAACAAAGAUCCUGCAAGUGAGGGAAUCUCUCCGAGAGAAGAAGACAGCUGCAAUUAAGUGUGACCUCUGCCUGCAACAGCUGGAAGGGCGCCAUGCACACGGGCGUAGGAGGCAAGUGAAGGAGCUCGGCGGGAGAUUAAUUCAGCAGGAGGUGGAGAAGAUGGAGCAAGACUUGGCAAAAGAGCAGCUUCCAAGCCAUGGAGUGCAGAGAGAUCUGCUGGUGCUGAGCAGAGAGAGGCAGGUUCUGGUGCUGCAGAUGGAGGCCCUGAGAGCUGAGGCCCAGCAGGCCCAGAAAGACCUGCAGGACCACAAUGAAAAGCACCAAAGUGAGAUGCAUGAGCUGAGGGAAGAAAGCCUGCAGGUGUUGAGGAGGUUCCAUGAGUCAAGCGAGGAUGUGAGGAGGAUAUCAGAGGUGCGAUACAGAAGUGUGAUCCUGGAGGCGGUGCAGGAUGCGGUCUAUCUGUCUGCUCAGAACCAGCAGCUACAAGCUGACAACAAACAACUGCUUCACGGCUUUCUUUUUUUUUUCUACUGCAGCUCUGGGAGAGUUAAAGGACACACUAACCAAGAGAGGUCUUCACACCUCUGCAUUUUCCUUAAAACAUGACUGACAUGACAUGAAUGACCAUAAACAUAUCUUUUUAAUUAACACA
Entelurus aequoreus (snake pipefish) is the source of this 2724-nucleotide messenger RNA. RefSeq lists its product as uncharacterized. The transcript has 15 exons. The record is from RefSeq and is a predicted model, not a curated record. The coding region runs from base 1431 to 2678 and encodes 415 amino acids. Lineage: Eukaryota; Metazoa; Chordata; Actinopteri; Syngnathiformes; Syngnathidae.